Molecule: messenger RNA, 1208 nt
Organism: Tripterygium wilfordii
Lineage: Eukaryota; Viridiplantae; Streptophyta; Magnoliopsida; Celastrales; Celastraceae
Product: NAP1-related protein 2-like
Exons: 10
Coding region: 144-932 (262 amino acids)
Biological process (GO): nucleosome assembly
Cellular component (GO): chromatin; nucleus
Molecular function (GO): histone binding; chromatin binding
Source: RefSeq, a predicted model, not a curated record
UCCAAAACCCUAACCCUUUUGUUCUCUCCCUUCACUUCCUCUCCUUACCAUACAGAGGAAAAGGCUAGGGUUUUAGCCAAUUACGCAGGAAGAGAGAUUGUUAGGGUUAGGAUUUAUUUUCUUUCUCCUCCGAGCGGGUGAAGAUGGUGGUGGACAAGGGAAAGAAGAUGAAAGUAGCGGAGAAAAGCGAAGACGACAACAGCCACCCUGAACAAAUUGAUGGAGACCUCGUCCUCGCGAUUGAAAAGCUCCAGGAGAUCCAAGAUGACCUCGAAAAGAUAAAUGAGGAGGCAAGUGAUAAGGUCUUGGAAGUAGAGCAGAAGUAUAAUGAGAUACGUAAGCCAGUUUAUGAUAAGAGAAGCGAGAUCGUCAAAUCUAUUCCUGAUUUCUGGUUAACUGCUUUCUUAAGUCAUCCUGCUCUUGGUGAGCUUCUGACUGAAGAGGAUCAAAAGAUAUUCAAACAUUUGAUUUCCUUGGAAGUGGAGGAUUUUAAAGAUGUGAAGUCGGGCUACUCUAUCACAUUUAACUUUGAGCCAAAUCCAUAUUUUGAAGACACAAAGCUUGUAAAAUCUUUCACUUUCCUUGACGAAGGAACCACCAAAAUUACUGCUACAUCAAUCAAUUGGAAGGAAGGCAUGGGCAUACCUAAUGGAGUUAAUCAUGACAAGAAAGGGAACAAGCGACCUUUAGCCGAUGAGAGCUUCUUUAGCUGGUUUAGUGAUACUCAACCAAAGGAUGACGUGGAUGAGAUUCAUGAUGAGAUUGCUGAGAUAAUCAAGGAGGAUCUGUGGCCUAAUCCCCUUAAUUAUUUUAAUACUGAGGCUGAUGAAGAGGAUUUUGAUGGUGAGGAGGCUGACGAAGAGGGAAAGGAUGGUGAUGACUCUGAUGAGGAUGAUGACGAUCAGGAUGAAGAUGAUGAGGAUGAAAAAUGACAGCAGACAUUAUCAUGUCCUCUUCACUUGGGGAAUUACUUGUGUUAUCCAUCUCUCCUUGGUAUGAAUGAGCUUGUGUAGAGUUGUCUCUAGUUGUUUUGCUUAUCUCAGCUCAUGGAGGGGAGUGUCCAACCUACCCCUACUGUUAUGAUAGCGCUUUCUAUCUCGUGUAGGCGACUAAAUGCUAUAAUUAGUAGCUUCCUUGGUUUAGUCAAAGGCUAUGGCGUUAUUAUAUUUUGUGUCUCUUACUCUUAGAUUAAAACGGUAUAUUGUCUU